Messenger RNA from Sphenostylis stenocarpa, 2904 nucleotides. NCBI's taxonomy places the organism in Eukaryota, Viridiplantae, Streptophyta, Magnoliopsida, Fabales, Fabaceae. The record is from the annotation of a GenBank genome assembly.
AUGCAUGGUGUAUGCGCACGCUUUAGGCCUUUGAACUCAAAAGAGAAGCAAAAUGACAAUGACACUGUUUGCAUUCGGAGCAGAGAUACAGAAACUUUCAUUUUCAAGGACGAAAAGGACGAAGAAUCCGUGUUUAGCUUUGAUAGAGUGUUCUACGAACAGUCUGAGCAAGCUGAUGUCUAUCAGUUCCUAGCUCUUCCCAUGGUUAGGGAUGUUCUUGAUGCAUUCAAUGGGACAAUUAUCACUUAUGGCCAGACUGGAGCUGGGAAGACAUAUAGUAUGGAGGGACCUGGUAUACUUGAAUGUGGUGAAGAGAAGAAGGGACUUCUUCCAAGAGUUGUAGAAGGACUUUUCGAUUCCUUAAACUCUUACGGUGAAGAGAAAACAUAUUCAAUUAAAUUGUCAAUGGUUGAAAUCUACAUGGAAAAAGUAAGGGACCUAUUUGAUUUAUCAAAAGAUAAUAUACAAAUUAAGGAGAGUAAAUCACGAGGAAUAAUUUUGCCUGGCGUUACAGAGACUCUGAACAGGACGAGGUCCGGAAAACUAAUUCUAGUGGACUUGGCUGGGUCAGAGAAAGUGGAGAAAACAGGAGCUGAGGGAAGAGUUCUAGAGGAAGCCAAAACCAUAAACAAAUCAUUGUCAGCUCUAGGAAAUGUAAUAAAUUCUCUUACAUGUGGUUUGCAAGGAAAAGCAAGCCAUAUCCCUUAUCGUGAUUCCAAACUCACACGAAUUCUUCAGGAUGCUCUUGGAGGAAAUGCUAGAACUGCAUUGCUCUGUUGUUGCUCACCCAACGCUUUUAAUGCAUCCGAGAGUCUGUCUACUCUUCGUUUCGGUGCAAGGGCGAAACAUAUAAAGGCGUCGCCUCGUGUCAAUUACAGUGAACACAAAUACGACACAAAUUUCAGUGCUGCUUCCCCAUCCGGCGACGAGUCAAGUUUUAGAAUUUUGAACAAGUUGAGGGAGAGAUUUAAUGUUGAAGAUGUGAAGUUACUAGAGGAAUUGUUCAUACAAGAGGGCAUUCUCUUUGAUCCUCCGUCAGUUGAAGAUGAGUCAGAGAUAGAAGACCUCACCUUACAGAUGAUAUCCUUGCUGCAAGCAGCCAUGGAAAAGCUUACAGCUACUGUUGAUGAGCUUAAAAGGGAGAAUAGCAUGCUCAGGGCCAAAGUUGACGCCUCCUCGGAUUCUCUAGUUUAUAAGGGAGCAGCGAAUGGUUCCGUUUUUCAGAAUACGAUUUCAGCUGUACAGCCUAAGAAUCACUCCAACAGAAUGGAAACAGCUGACAUUAGCCCUUAUCAAUCUCAAAUGUCGCCCAUCAAAAAUCUUGCUAAGGAAUUUAUAAUGCGAAGUGUAAACUGUAAAGGUUCACGGUGGGUAGCUGAAGAUUACGAGGUGAAGCAAUACAAUCCCGUGGAGAUGCAAGUCAAGCCACAAGCGUGCAAUUCGUCUCAAGGAAAAAACCGUCUCGUUGCUUUUGUAAGACUUCACGUUUGCUAUUUGAAGCAACCAAUUGGGUGUAAAAUACGUGCCAUGGCUUCGAAGAAUGUAGUUUUUCAGUUUGUCUUAUUUUUCAUCUGUUUGGGUAUGACAAAUUCGGCGGAGUUCAAAUACCCAGCAGUUUUCAACUUCGGUGAUUCAAACUCGGACACAGGAGACCUUGCUGCAGGGUUGGGCUUUCAGGUUGCCCCACCCAAUGGACAGGAUUACUUCAAGUUUCCAUCUGGGAGGUUCUGCGAUGGCCGUCUCAUAGUGGACUUCCUAACCAUGGCCACCAACACAUGUAUCCUUCGGAUUCUUACCCUCAUUGCCAUCUCCAUACCUAGUGCCAAAUCCUUUCACUUGGAUUUUCCAGCAGUUUUCAACUUUGGCGAUUCAAAUUCUGACACUGGUGCUCUUAUUGCCGCUGGUUUUGAGAGCCUUUACCCACCAAAUGGACAAACUUACUUCCAAAUACCAUCGGGGAGAUAUUCUGAUGGCCGUCUCAUCAUCGAUUUCCUUAUGGAUGCUAUGGACUUGCCAUUCCUAAAUGCCUAUCUAGACUCUUUGGGUUUGCCAAAUUUUAGGAAAGGAUGCAACUUUGCUGCAGCAGCUGCAACUAUCCUCCCAGCCACUUCAUCAUCCCUCUGCCCCUUCUCCUUUGGCGUUCAGGUGGCUCAGUUCCUCCGAUUCAAAGCUAGGGCCCUUGAAUUGAUCGCAAAAGGUCGGAAAUUUGAUAAGUACGUCCCAGAUGAAAAUAUUUUCGAGAAGGGAUUGUACAUGUUUGACAUUGGCCAGAAUGAUCUUGCUGGAGCAUUUUAUUCAAAAACAUUGGACCAAAUACUUGCCUCAAUUCCGACAAUUCUUUUAGAACUGGAAAAGGGAAUAAAGGAUCUCUAUGACCAGGGGGCCAGAUAUUUCUGGAUACACAAUACAGGUCCUCUAGGAUGCUUGCCUCAGAACAUUGCCAAAUUUGGAACUGAUGCAUCAAAGCUUGACGAACUAGGUUGUGUUAGUUCACACAACCAAGCUGCUAAAACCUUUAACCUACAACUACACGCUCUCUGCACUAAAUUGCAGGGCCAAUAUCCAGAUUCAAAUGUCACAUUCGUUGAUAUCUACUCUAUAAAAUCAAACCUCAUUGCAAACUUUUCUAGAUACGGGUUUGAACAACCUAUAAUGGCUUGUUGUGGAUUCGGAGGUCCACCACUGAACUAUGAUAGUCGAGUUUCCUGCGGGGAAACAAAGACCUUCAACGGAACCACAAUUACAGCAAAAGCUUGCAAUGAUACCAGUGAUUACAUAAGCUGGGACGGGAUUCAUUACACUGAGACUGCUAAUCAAUACGUAGCAUCACAAAUUCUCACUGGAAAGUACUCUGAUCCUCCUUUCUCAGACAAGAUGCCCUUCCUACUUAAGCUCAAGUUCUGA